GUCGGUCUCUUUGAAGUUGAGUUCGCCAGCUGGAGUUGAAGCUGCCUGCUCAGACUCAUGAGUGACUGUGAGGAGACGGACAUCUUCUGGGAGUCUUGGACUGGGACGCCUGGGAAAGGAAAAAGAAAAAAGGACACCAAAAAGGACACAAAAUGCCUGAAACACAAAAACAACAUAACCAUGAAAACAGAUGAAAACAUCCAGAAGAAAAAGAAAAAGAAAACCUCCAAAUUCAAAGAAGCAAUGGAGGGAAGGAAGGAAAAGAAAAAAGGAAGGAAGAAAAAGAAAAACAGAUUGGCUUUGGAUCUAGAUGACAGUUUUAUAUUUCCGCAGGGCAGUAGUGCUCAAGCAAACCCUGCUGUGAAGCCUGAAACUUGGAAUCCACGCAGCAGUGGCGAGCUAAAACCUGACCAAGACUGCAAGAAGAAAACCAAAAGAAAAAAGAAAGUGGCGUUUGACUUAUCACCGGGCUACAUCCGUGUCAAACGUCCUAAAUUAGUCUCUUCGUCUCUGCGGUCUCCCACGGCUGUGAGAGACAGCGAGAGCUGUUCGCAGGUCACAGUGACGGGACACAGCCAGGGUGAAACACAUGCUGAUGAAUCUCAAUGCAACAGUGAGGAAAUAAACAGCCAGGACCUGUUUAUCACCCAGAAGACAUUCAGAGCAUCGCCCUGCAAACCUUCCAGCGGUGAAGCCAGUGACAAAGCCGUUCCUACAAGUCCUCCAAUGUUUAAACCACGAGACGAGCUGCACACAUCUAUGGCGUGGAUAAAACAGCAUCUUGAAGGAUCAUACAACAGUCCACCAGACUUGCAUUUCCAUCAGCAUCACAGAAAGACAAACGAGUAUGUACUUCUCUCAAAAGGGGAAGAGAAAGAAAAGCGGUUAAACAAAGCACAUCAGAAUCCCAAGAAGGGAAAACCGUCCUCUCAGACGCAGACAGAGUUAAAUGCAAAUCUUACUGAGGAGAAAAAAGUGCCACGCCCUGCACACACAACGCCCAGUGGGGUGAACGCAUACCUGGGUGAGCCAAUUGAUGUGAACCCCUCCCUGGAUGUUGCAAAGUCAAAGAGACAGUCCCGUACUGUAAGCCAGCAGUCUCCUUCAUGUCCAUCAGUGCUUCCCUCUGUGUCCACGGACAGCACUUCCACACAGACAGAAAAUUUCUUCACCACCCAACUCUCCUCCUACCUCAACUUCUGCCGAGAAAGUAGAGCGACUGUGCACCUUGAGUUCUUGAAACCUUUGGACCUGAGCUUGCCGUGGAGGUCCAGAAAAGACUUUGGGAUGUGUUUGUCAGCGAAGACAUUGUGUUUACCAGGAGAGACCAAAGAGCCCAAUCUGCAUCCAUAUUGUUCUUCAGACAUGAAAGAUGUAGAGGUAAAGAAAGAGCCUUCUGGUCGGCAUCCCUGUUCUGUAAGCACACAAGGUAAAAGUGAAGCAACUCCAAGCCCCCAGUCAGAGUCUGAGCCUAAGACCGCAGACACGACGACCUCCAGCGAGGACGAGCCCCCCUGGCGCACUGGCAAGCUAGACCUGACCCAGGUGAGGGCAGUCCAGACGAGACUCAACGAGUCCUUCUUUUUCAAGACAAAAGGAGAGGGACAGUCCCCCAGACCAGAGUCUCCACUGAUGAAACUGGCUCAGAGCAGAAAAGUGAAAAGCAGGAAGGGCCACUGAGGUCAUAUAGCUGCAGUCAGUGGCGGCCACAUUGUUUUUUUUUGUUGCUAGAUGCCCGUCAAUGUCUGAAACAGUAUUUAGGGUUAAAGAGCAGCUGUGUAUCAGAUUAACGGGUAAAUUCAAAUUCAACUCUCGAUGCUAAAACUCAAUCUGAACCUUGUCCUUGAGAGGAAGGAAUCUUUUGAGUAGGAAGGAGUGAUGUUGACACUGUGAGGCAGUAGAAAGUUCAAGUUGUCAUGAUAGAUGUUAUUAGGAAUUCUGUCCCAAAAUGAACUUCUGGAGAAAAAAAAAAA
Sebastes umbrosus (honeycomb rockfish) is the source of this 1973-nucleotide messenger RNA. RefSeq lists its product as uncharacterized. The record is from RefSeq and is a predicted model, not a curated record. Bases 58 to 1680 code for a protein of 540 amino acids. The transcript is spliced from 3 exons. Lineage: Eukaryota; Metazoa; Chordata; Actinopteri; Perciformes; Sebastidae.